Oncorhynchus tshawytscha (Chinook salmon) is the source of this 2379-nucleotide messenger RNA. RefSeq names its product innate immunity activator protein-like. Gene Ontology annotation, biological process: positive regulation of protein ubiquitination; adherens junction maintenance. Lineage: Eukaryota; Metazoa; Chordata; Actinopteri; Salmoniformes; Salmonidae. The record is from RefSeq and is a predicted model, not a curated record. The transcript is spliced from 9 exons. Bases 39 to 2111 code for a protein of 690 amino acids.
AACAGGUUUUAACAGUGUGAAAAUACCUUCCAACAGCCAUGAUGGAUAAAGAGGAGACCAGUGACACUGACAGUGGGAUCAUUCUCAACUCUGGUCCCGACAGCCCCACGUUGCCAGUCAAGGACCUGACCACCCACACCCGGGCCAUGAGGCUGAAGCACCAGGCUCUGGAGAACAGGCUGGAGCUGUGUCUACUGGACCUCAAGAAGCUCUGCAUUAGAGAGGCUGAGCUGACAGGUAAGUUGUCUUCUGACUACCCCCUACUUCCUGAUGAGAAGCCACCUCGUGUCCGGAGGAGGAUAGGAGCUACCUUCAAACUGGAUGACAGCCUCAUCCACCAGGAUGGAGAGGAUUCAGAGCUUCAUUCCUUAGAGGCAGAACUGGCCUUACAGCUCCAGAUCGUUGAAGCGGCCCGUAGACUCUCAGUGGAGGAGCACCUGUCCAAACCACAGAAGAAGAGCAGGCUGCAGCAGUGUAAGAGGGAAGAUAGGAAAGUUAAGGACCUCCAGGAAGCUGUGUUUCAGCACAGGAUCAGAAACGAGUGCUCCUCUCCACCGACCAACAAGAACAACAACACAGCCAAACACAGAGGUGAAUGCUGUGCCUGUGCUACUGCUGCCCCCAUCUGGCCACAUUGGGCUCUGCAGUCUGCAGGGAGCUUAGGUUAUACAGAAUCACAAUUUCUAAACAUUGUGAGACUUCCGGGAACGCUUGCGAAGCAAACCAAGCAGACCAGUUCCCUGUCUGAUGCAGUGGCCCUGGACGAUGACUCUCUCUCUUCCUCAUCAUCUGUAGACCCACUCAUACAGUCCUCUGUGGGCUCCCUGUCCCUCCAGUCCUCCUCCUCCCAGGGCAGUCUCCAUCACACCUCAGCCCAGAGCCAGAGCCUCGGCUCCAGCUGCAGGGUGGAGCAGACCCAGACCUCCAGUAUGGGCUCCAGCUGCAGUGUGGAGUUUCCUGAGCGCUCCCCCAUCCAGAACUCCCCCUGGAGAGAGUCUAAUCUGGACCAGCCCUAUCUGAAACCUAACACUGUCUGCAGCAGCAGGCCCAGAAGUCCAGUAGAGACCCCAGUAGGGACCCCAGUGUUCCCUGCAGACAGCAGAGUCCUGCCCUCCCACUUCCCCUCCAUUAAGAACCUGGCUCUGAGACAUGGACAGAUCAACUCCUCCAGCGCCCCCUCUACUCCAGAGCUGCACGUACGCAGACAGUACUCCCUGUCCUUCAGGCUUCCCAGAAGUAAGCCCACUCAUGACCUGGGUGAGGGACGUGGGAGAGCCAGGUUGCCACGCCGACGGCCAGAGUUCCUGGUUCGGUCUCCACAGUACACCCCCCAGCGACUGUACCAGUCCAGCUCUGAACACUCUGUCCCAUCCUACACCAGCCCCCAGCGACUGUACCAGUCCAGCUCUGAGGACAGCAGCUCUGAACACUCUGUCCCCUCCUACACCAGCCCCCCCAGCCGGGACACGGACAGAGAUAAUCACAAAGACAGGGAGGGCCCCGCAUCUCCCGAGAUCCCCAAGCUCUGCCCUCCUCCCUAUGGCUUCCACUACGGAGCCCAAACUCCCACCAGCCCUGCAUUGAAUGGCUCCAGCUUUCACAAGAAAAACAACCAGCACCGGUCCUCUCCCAGCUUGAGAAGAAGAAUGGCAGAGGAAGGCACCUGUUCCCCUCUUUCCCCACAGGACCUGGGCAGUCCCCUGGGGAAGGGUCUUUACCUGUCCCCCUCCCGGCUCCCCCAGCCACAGCAGCAGCACAGACACUGGCAGCAGGGGCCCCCACCGUCAUCCCCCAGGAGAGUUCUGAAGCCUCCACCCCCCUACACUCGCCUGGUACAUACCCCGUCAUUGAGGGAGUACCCCAACCAACCUGCCCGGGUGUUGCCCAGGGAGAUGUCGUCAGACGAGCUCAAGUCCUGGAACCAGUUCCAGAAGUCACGCCCGAGUUCCCUGGAAGGCCAGGGGUCGUUCAGAGUGAAGAGCCCCACGUCCCCUCACCUCCCGCCCUACCUGCAGGGUCCCCACCAGAAGCGGAUCCUUCAGAGGGCUGCAGAUGGAACUCCUGUACAGUGGUUUGUUGAAGAGGACUCGGAGAUCGUCAGCCAGGUGUAACCACAGCCAUAUACUGUACAUGGUACACAAUAUAUAUCUAUGCAGUAUAUGUCUCUGGCUGUAACCAGGGGGAGUUGCCCUACUGUAGUAUAUGUCUCUGGCUGUAACCAGGGGGAGUUGCCCUACUGCAGUAUAUGUCUCUGGUUGUAACCAGGGGGAGUUGCCCUACUGUAGUAUGUCUCUGGCUGUAACCAGGGGGAGUUGCCCUACUGUAGUAUAUGUCUCUGGCUAUAACCAGGGGGAGUUGCCCUACUGUAGUAUAUGUCUC